UCCAACCUUUGUCGAAUAAAUCGACACUAACAUGUGUUUCACAUUACAGAAACUGGCUAUAGCCCAGUUUACACACAUAUACACACACUCAUGACACACCACACAUAACUCACACACACUUUCAAAAUUUCAUGUUUACACUGAACGAACCUUGCAGGUUGGUGCCGUACGUUACAGAAAGGGACCCUUAUUCCAGAAUCGAAAGGAUUAAGAGUUGUUGGAGAAGCAAGAAUAAAUUUCCUAGUUGUGCCACAUUUAGGCCAUACGAAUUGAAAGUAAACCUCGAUUACGAAGAACCAAAACCGAAGCCGUUAGACAAUAAAAAGUUCUCCUGCAAUUUUAUAUACAACCCGGUAGAAAGUCCGGCUAAUAUUGCUCCUUCGUACUUCAGAAAGCGAGAAGCAUUGACGACCUGCCAAAAGAUUUUUCAUCUGGAACCUGUCAAGUACUGUUGCCGCUGCUUCAACGUACAGAAUCGUACACAAAAUACAUCCAGGCGGUACUGAGCCUUAUUAAAGAUGUUAACCAGUGAUAGCACAAACAGCCAGCAGGAAUCGGAACUGUGCCCAACUUCCCCUUGUGGCACGUUAUAUACUCCAACCAAUUUCGUUCCCGUAUCCUGCCCUCCAAAAUGCAUGCCUGCAUGUUUCCUAUCUAUGUCGACCAAUUCAAACUCAACGGGAAAAGAUAGGAGAAGAUUAGGAUACACCGGUUUUGCUGGUUACGGAGGAGGACGUCAAACACCAGCUGUACCAGAGCCUGGAGAACUUGCUUCCAAGUUUAGCAUAGUAGGAGGCGAAGUUCAUCGUAUUUGUAAAUGCACCAGAAGAAACGGCUUGCAAGACGAUUGCCCGAUGCCGGGUUGUCGUGGCAAUCCGAAAUGUCUAGAAACUCCGUUUCCCACUUGCGCUCCUGCAGGUUUUAUCGACUCACCAACUACAGAACAAUACCCUAUUCUAUGUUGUUGCUCUUACUCACAAAAUUCGGAAGAUUACCCAUUAGACGAUUGCCUACAAUUUGUAUCUUGUCCUAACUAUUAGUUACUGUCCCACACAACAUAUACACAUUAAUACAACAUAACACUCAUUCAUAACACAACUUGCGUUUCAUUACUUAGCUAGCUUAUAUUUGAACUUCGACGGCUUAUUAACUAGUCCUUUUGGUGAAUCUUAGAUUUAAGUUUAAUGAAGCAAUAUCUUAAGUACUCGAGAAACACCCACUUACACACAUUGACAAAUUAUACAAAUGUUUAAC
Messenger RNA from Cimex lectularius (bed bug), 1254 nucleotides. RefSeq lists its product as uncharacterized. Bases 519 to 1040 code for a protein of 173 amino acids. The transcript is spliced from 8 exons. NCBI's taxonomy places the organism in Eukaryota, Metazoa, Arthropoda, Insecta, Hemiptera, Cimicidae. The record is from RefSeq and is a predicted model, not a curated record.